Messenger RNA from Plasmodium gallinaceum, 1497 nucleotides. It is a transcript of the gene TLAP1, whose product is annotated as thioredoxin-like associated protein 1, putative. The transcript has a single exon. Bases 1 to 1497 code for a protein of 498 amino acids. The record is from RefSeq and is a predicted model, not a curated record. Lineage: Eukaryota; Apicomplexa; Aconoidasida; Haemosporida; Plasmodiidae.
AUGUUGCAACAAAGAAAAUAUAUAUCAAAUCCUAUAGUACCUCAAGAAAACGUAGAAGCUAGAUUUGGGAAAAAAAUUGUAAUGCAAAAUUGCGGUACAUAUAUAGAUGAAAAUAAAAAUGCUGGUGUUGUUUGUAAUAGAAUUACAGAGCUAAAUAUAAAUUCUAGAAAAAAAAUAUCAAAUGUAAAUAGUGAUAGUUCACAAAUGAAAGAUGCUUUAAAUCAUGCAGAUCAUAAACCAGUGGAAGUUUUUCCAGCCAAAAGACCAUUGAUCUCGUAUUCCACCUAUGACAAUCAACAACAAUUUUUUGAAACUAAGCUAGUUCCUGACACGCAAGGUAAAAUGAGCAUAUGUGUAGGUAGAAAAAGUGGAAGUGCAACUGUAAAUAUAAAUAUUGAUGAAUAUGAUUUAGAAAAAACUUAUCAUACAUGGAAAAGAAUUAUGGGAAAAUCUGCUCCACACAAUAAGUCAAAUUUAGAAAAUGAUAGAUUUUUAACAGUUUCUGAAGACGCAAAAAGAAGUGACAAGUUACCAAUAAUAAAAAAUAGGAACCCUCCUUAUGCAAAUCCUGAUGGCCCUUUUGAAAGAGAAAGAUUAAAUCUCCCUAAACAAGCUAGAGAUAACUUAGACAGAACUUUAACACCAAGAUCUAUCUGUGAAAAAACAUGUCUUUUAAAAAAAAAUAAUGAAGUUCAUAAAGAUUCAUUUUUUUUAUCAAGUCCUCAAGGGGAAACAACGCCUAAUGAAAUUAAAGGAGUAAGAAGAACUAACUUUCCAUGGAUAAAUUCUAAUAGAAUAAAAAAAAUAUUGGCUCACCACUAUGAAAAUGGAAUAGAAGAUGAGUACAUAAUGAACAAUAAUAAGGAAAAAUGCGAAAAUAAUCAUAAUAAUAAUUGUAAUUUUCAAAAUAACUAUAUAAAUGAAGAAAAUGCAGUUGAUUAUCAGAGAGAAGUUAAUUACAAUGUUUCAAAUGAUAGCCAAUAUGGAAAAAACAACUAUAAUAGUAUUUCUAACAUUCACUACAUUAAUGAGCCAAGUUAUAAUAAUAUGGAAUAUAAUGAAGAGAAAUAUAAUAGUAAUCUUCAUAAUUAUAAAAAUGAACAAAAUUACCAUUAUCAAUAUAAAGAUGAUAACCAAAAGAACUAUGAAGAUCAACAAUAUUAUAAUAAUCAGCAAUAUCAAAACAAUGAAGCAAACUGUGAAUAUCAAAAUUUUAAUAAUCAUUCAAAUUAUGAAAAUCAACAAAAUUGUAAUAGUAAUCAAAUCUUCAAUUUUCAAUAUAAUAAUGAAAAUAAUUCUCAUUUUGGAAAUUAUGAUAAAAAUUUAGAUAACAUAAAAUAUAAUUAUCCUAAUAAUGAACCUUAUUGUUGCAAUAAAGGAGAUGAUUGCUGUAAUAAUUGUUAUGAAUAUAUAAAUAAUACUCUACCCAACAAAGAUGAAGAUUUAAAUAAUCAAAAAAUUUUGUAUAGAGCACCAUCCUUGACAGAAAUUUCUUAA